AUGCUUUGAAGACAAAUCCUUAUUAUAAGUCAAAAAAAGUCAAAAACAAUUCGAUAAGGACUUGAAAAAAAAGUCCGAGAUCAUCACAAGUUACAACAGAUUCAAUGGCUUCUUGGACUCCGACCCUUUUGGGUCCACCUUCCGUCGCCGGAAACACCCCGCUCGUCAAACCACUCACCACCAUUUCACCAGAAACCUCUGUUUCCGAUGAUCAAACUUUGAUCUCCCAAACCGCCACACUAACCCUCCAAGAACCUCCACCAAUGGGUCUAACCGAGAACUUCUCGCCGACGUUUCUCUCCUCCGGGAACCCAUUUCUAGAUUUCUUCUUCCACAUCGUCCCCGACACGCGUCCCGAUGAUCUGAUCCAAAGGCUUGCGAUUUCUUGGUCUCAUGAUCCUUUGACUACGUUGAAGCUCGUCUGCAAUCUCAGAGGAGUUAGAGGAACUGGGAAAUCAGAUAGAGAAGGGUUUUACACAGCUGCGUUUUGGCUUUACAAGAAUCACCCAAAGACCCUAGCUUUGAAUCUCCCUGCUCUUGUUGAUUUUGGGUAUUUCAAAGACUUGCCUGAGAUUCUGUUUCGGAUCUUAGAAGGUCAGCAGAUUGAGAGAGGGAAGAGUCGGGUUUGGAGGAAGAAGAUUCAGAGGAAGUUCAAAGGGAAGAGUGAGAAAAGGUCUGAGCUUUCCGGUGAAAUGGAAGAUCGGAUACUGGAGAACGCGGAGGAGAUUAGUGGUCCUGUUGAUAAGAUAAAGGCUAGGGCUUUACGGAAACAGAGAGAGUUCGAAAAGGCGAAGAAAGCUUUAGAGAGGUAUAACUCUGAUGCUAAUUACAAAUUACUCUUUGAUAGAAUUGCUGAUUUGUUUGCUGGUUUGUUGAAAUCGGAUUUGAAGUGUUUGAGUUCGAAUGACCUGAAUAAGAUUAGUUUAGCUUCGAAAUGGUGUCCUUCCGUUGAUUCUUCGUAUGAUAAGACUACUUUGAUAUGUGAGGCAAUUGCUAGAAGGUUGUUUUCUAGAGAUGAGUAUGAAGGAAUCGAAGAAGCACAUUAUGCUUAUAGGAUUAGGGAUCGGUUGAGGAAAGAGGUUCUUGUGCCAUUGCAUAAAGCGCUUGAAUUGCCUGAGUUGUCUAUGAGUGCAAAGGAAUGGGAUUUGUUGAAGUACAAUCGAGUUGCUUCUGUGGCUAUGAAGAAUUACAAGAAGCUCUUUGCGGAACAUGAUGGUGAGAGGUUUAGUAAGUUUUUGGAGGAUGUGAAAUCAGGGAAGAAGAAGAUUGCUGCUGGUGCGUUGCUUCCUCACGAGAUAAUAAACCAGCUGGAGUGUAAUGAUGAGAGUGAUGUUGGCUCUGAAGUUGCAGAGCUUCAGUGGGCGAGAAUGGUGGAUGAUCUUGCCAAGAAAGGGAAGAUGAAGAGUUCACUGGCGGUUUGCGAUGUCUCGGGAAGCAUGUCAGGUACACCUAUGGAGGUUUGUGUAGCGCUUGGGCUACUGGUUUCAGAACUUAAUGAAGAGCCUUGGAAAGGGAAAGUUAUUACCUUUAGCGAAAACCCGCAGCUUCAUAUUAUUAAGGGUUCGAGUCUGAUGGAAAAGACUGAGUUUGUUAGACAAAUGGAUUGGGGAAUGAACACGGAUUUCCAGAAGGUGUUUGAUCGGAUUCUGGAGGUUGUAGUCGAGAAUAAACUAACCAAUGACCAGAUGGUCAAGCGGUUGUUUGUGUUCAGUGACAUGGAGUUCGAUGAUGCAAUGGCAGACAGACAUUCAGAGGUGAAUUACUCGUUGAGUGUGGAGGAACGGUUGAAGAUAUCAAAGCAACAGUCCAAGGAGAAAUGGGAGACAGAUUAUGAGGUGGUUCAGAGGAAGUAUAAGGAGAACGGUUUUCAGAAUGUUCCGGAAAUGGUAUUUUGGAACUUGAGAGACUCGUCGGCUACACCCGUGGUGGCUAACCAGAAAGGAGUAGCUAUGGUUAGCGGGUUUUCGAAGAAUCUACUAACUCUGUUUCUUGAAGAAGGUGGGAUCGUGAAUCCUGAAGAUGUCAUGUGGUUAGCCAUCAAAGGUGAGGAGUAUAAGAAGCUGACUGUUUAUGACUGAGAAACACAUACAUAAGCUUUAAUGCGUAAACCCUAGCACCAUCAUUUCUAUCAAUUUCUUUUGAGUUUUAUAUAUACCGCAAAAACUAAGAAUGUUAUUUUCGUUUGUUUUGGAUUUAUGGAGUUAUGUGAGGGUAUGAAUGAAUCUUGUUUUGACUUUUUGUUUUAA
This is a messenger RNA of Camelina sativa (false flax), 2246 nucleotides long. RefSeq lists its product as uncharacterized. The record is from RefSeq and is a predicted model, not a curated record. Lineage: Eukaryota; Viridiplantae; Streptophyta; Magnoliopsida; Brassicales; Brassicaceae.